Messenger RNA from Paraphaeosphaeria sporulosa, 3750 nucleotides. RefSeq lists its product as uncharacterized. Gene Ontology annotation, molecular function: DNA-binding transcription factor activity, RNA polymerase II-specific; zinc ion binding. The transcript has 6 exons. Lineage: Eukaryota; Fungi; Ascomycota; Dothideomycetes; Pleosporales; Didymosphaeriaceae. The coding region runs from base 1 to 3750 and encodes 1249 amino acids. The record is from RefSeq and is a predicted model, not a curated record. Gene Ontology annotation, biological process: regulation of DNA-templated transcription.
AUGGCGCCCAAACUUAGUUUCAUGGACCUGUCCACCGACAUCAAGACGCUUGUAAUAGACCACGUAAACCGCCCCACCGACCUCCGCAACGUAUGCCUCGUGUGCAAGCAGCUCCACGAAAUCGCCGUCCGCUCGCUGUACCAUGAAGUCACCCUCGACGUGGGGAGCCCCAACGACACCCGCCUGGGCGCCUUUCUGAGCCCCAAGAACAUUGGCCUGCAGCAUGUCAGGAAGCUGGACAUGUACCUGGCGGAUGUGCUGGACAAAUGCAACCAGCAACAACAGGCAAACUUUGCGAUCCGGAUGAUCCUGGAGCUGCUCCCGGAAAACAUUCUGGAGAAGUUCUCGUGGCAUCCGUGGUCCCCGUUCUCCGGCGACAAUUUGGUGCUGCUGUACAAGAAGCAGAAGCGGAUGAAGUGGCUCGAGGGCAUCGCACUGGACAGAGACGUCAUCGAGGAAGUCAAGAAAAUCUCGGACUUUGAGAAGAUCUUUGAGAAUGUGAAGAAGCUGGGGUUGUAUCCGGACAGCCGCGAGGUCCUGGACUACUGCCAAAUGCUGGUCAAGAACUCGAGGAAUGUAGAGAAGAUCACGCUGCAUGCGAGCUUUGAGGAGAACGAUUCGCCGAUUCCGAACCGGGAGCUCAACGACUCGAGUACGGAGCCGGGGCUGAUCACGUCUACGAUGUUCAGUCAUAUGCGGCCGUUUGAAAAGUGCACGCCCAUGGCGUUGAAGGAAAUUACGCUGCAAAAGAUCAACUUGCGGUAUGCGGCGAAUACAUACUGCAAGCUGAUUGACUUCCGAUCUGUCAAGUCUAUCCGGGUGUUUGCGUGUGCCGGUGCCGACGCGCUGCUUGCGGAGCUUAGCAAGAGCACCAAGUUGCCGGAGAAAUUGGAGACUCUGGAAUUCAAGCACGACGACAACCACGAGAACGACGGACUGGGUGCCUUGGAUGGUUUCAUGUGCCUGGUCUCCGGCAUCAAGACGCUCACCAUAGACUUGUCAUAUGCGAAGAGUUUACCAGCGGCUGCCGGUAUCGUGCGACAUGGCAAGACCCUGAAGUCUCUAAAUGUCCACGCAAGCCGCAUCCCGGAUGACUGCGAUGACGAGCUGGUGUAUGACUACGCGUCGUUCUCGCAGCUAUGCAAAGACUGCCCGUUGCUCGAGCAGGUAUCCGUUGCGUUCCCGCAGGUGAGCGUGAUCCGCUCCAAACAGGACUCUUUCAUCAAUUUCGAGAACUGCCUCGGCGACCUCGCCAACCUCGUAACCCUCAACAUCACCACCUGGCCCACCAACUCGCCCUCCUCGACCAAGCUCCCCCGCAAAAUCUACGAGCACCUCCUCCAAGGCCUCGCGCAGCAAGGCUUUGAGCGCUCCUCGACGCACGCCGCCGAGCAGAAGCGCGCCUCCAAGCUCGCCAUCAUCGCGUGGGGCUCCUCGGACAAAGUGUACGACCGCGAGGACAGCCAGAACCAGAUCAUCUUCGUAAAGGGCAAGCAGGUCGACCCGCUGGGCAACGAGCGCUUCACGGCGUAUCCUCCGCCGCCGGGCUCCGAGGAACCCCACUAUACGCCCAUCUACCCUCCGCCGACGCCGCAGCCUGGCCACGAGCUGCUGGGCCAAGGACAGCCGCCGCCGCCGCGCCUGCAGCCCUACCCGCAGGACAUCUACCCCAAGGUCGAGGAUGUGCUGCAGCUGCAGCAGCAGGCGAACCAUGCCCUGGGCGCCGACCAGAGACAGCCGCUGGGCACGCAGACGGGCCAGCAGCAGGCCGCCGGCCCCGGCGUGAGUCCGCUCAGCAUGCACGACGCGCCCAUGCUCAACCAGCCCCAGGACAGCGGCGGGCCCAAGACGAACCGCCUGCGGAAGGCCUGCGACUCGUGCAGCAUCCGUAAAGUGAAGUGCGAUGAAUCAGGACCUCCGUGUCGAGCGUGCGCCGCCCUCGACAUCCCAUGCACUUUCGAGCGACCAAGCCGCCGCCGCGGUCCCCCGAAUCGCCAUGCCGAAGCCAUCAAGAAGAAGCGCCGGAUAGAGGAGGGAGAGAUUGACCCAGCGCAACCUCACGCCGCGUCCUCGCCCACCAAUGCCGCCCACGCGCUCGCCCAGCUCGCCGCUCCCCCGCGCCCCAAGCCAACCGCCGAAUCCAUAUGCUCCCUCCCAAUCAUGAACAGCCUGAUCGACGACUUCUUCACCUACAUCCACCCGCUCUGUCCCUUCCCGCACGAGCCCUCGUUCCGAGAAGCCUGGAAUAAUCGCGAAGACUGCGGCAACGACUCCUUCUUGGCACUACUGGCGUCCAUGGUCGCAGCGCUGGUGGCGUCGUUCCCGCGCAAACCACGGCUCCAUCUCAAGCACCAGACACGCGAUUUCUUCCCCAGCCACCUCGCGCUCGUCGACCGAUGUAGGGAGAUCUGCGCUCAGGCCCGCGGCCCGGGAUACCUGGAUAAGCCGAGCUUGAAUGUCUACGAUGCGUGUACGAGCUAUUUUCUGGGGCUGGUCGGUGGAUACACGUUCCGGUGGCGGCAGCUAAGGUUGUAUCUGGGCGAGUGUUUGACUAUUUUGCGCACGUUGGGGUUGCACAAGGCGAAGGAGCAGGGGUAUACUUAUCUAGGGCAGUUGCCAGAGGCGACUGGCUCGUCGGGACCCAAGUUUGAGGGCUCGAGGGAUGUCCCGCUGGACUAUAUUACAGAGCAAAUUGGUCGGAGGGUCUUCUAUACUCUUUUCGUGGGCGUGCGGAAUCUGCAGCAGCUGGGAGCUUCUUUUGGGGAGCUCACUCUGCUACCCUCAACACCAACCGAACAGCUCCCUCCGCUGCCUUUGGAAGUGGACGAUGCAUGCAUCUUUCCGAACGAAAUCCUCCCGCAGCCUCCGGACGUGGUAUCCGAAGUGACUGGCUUCAAUCUCAAUGUCCGCAUCUACAACUCCUACGCAGCGCUGUCUACAUCAGAAAUGGCCUAUGGCAUCGACGAGCUCUACGACUGGGACCAACAGCAACGCAUGCUCGACCAAGUCCUGCGGCGUUGCAAAGAGGUUCUCGCCAACAUCCCCUCAGUUCUCCAGGUGCAAAACAAGUCGCAGGACGGCGGCUUCGCCCAGCGCCGCCAGCCCUACUACCCUCCCAUGCCUGAAUACGCUGACAUGCGCGACCCCAACCUAAACAACCUCGGCAACCCGGAUCUCCUUGAAGCCCGCCGCACCAUGCAGUACGAGAUUCAAAAAGCCAACAUCUACGGCUCGCACCUCAGCACGCGCUCCUACCUCGUAGAAAAAUAUUUCGCGCUCCUCGACAAAUCCAACAACGCGCGCACGCAGCACGCACUCCAAUCCUCCCCCUCGGCCCCGUUCACCGGCCUCGACCGCCUCGUCGCGAGCUCCACCAUCGAGUCCGAGGAACUCGAGAAGCGCAUGAGCGAGGAGCGCGAGCAGGUCGUCAAGGACCUGCUCGUCGUCCUCGGCAGCAUCGACAUGAUCAACAUGGAACCAAAUGGGGACUCGUUCACGCAGAAGAUUCGCAGUAUUGCUAGUACCCUGCUGGAGAUACCAAAGGAGCGGAAGGGCAGUGUCGCGCUGCAGCAUCAGGAUUAUUUGUACAAGUUCUUGGAUAUUUUGAGUAAGUUGGAGAGGGUGAAGCCUGAGGGGAGCGAUUCGAGUGCGGGGCCGGUCGAUGAAGAGGCUGAGCUGAGGGCUUGGGCGGAUAUCAGGGACUACCAACUCAAAUUCCAGGAGCAGGGUGGCAUUUAUGGGUUCAACUAA